UGAACAUAUCAAAGAGGAAGAAAUUCAUUGAUUAGAGCUGCGAAUUAAGAAAAGAGUUUAACGAUGGCUACGAUCAUUUACCCUGAAAACCCUUCUCCUGUUGCUGAUGCAGAGGCUAUUAGGAAGGCUUGUCAAGGUUGGGGAACAGAUGAGAAGGCCAUAAUUUCAAUAUUUGGCCAUAGAAAUGCAACUCAAAAGAAGCUGAUCAGACGAGCUUACGAGGAGUUGUACAAUGAAGAUCUUGUGAAGCGCCUUGAAUCUGAGUUGUCUGGACACUUUGAGAAAGCAGUAUACAGAUGGAUUCUAGAUCCAGAAGACAGAGAUGCAGUAAUAUUGCACGUUGCAAUAAAAGAGACACCAAUUCCAGAUUACCGUGUGAUUAUUGAGUACUCAUGCAUCUAUUCCCCUGAAGAGUUGUUGGCUGUAAAGCGUGCCUAUCAAGCUCGCUACAAGCGUUCUGUGGAGGAAGAUUUAGCUGAGCAUUCUGCUGGUGAACUUCGAAAGCUUUUGGUUGCCCUAGUGGGCAUAUACAGGUAUGCUGGUGAAGACAUAAAUGCAAGAGUAGCCAACACCGAGGCCGACAUCCUUCACAGUGCAAUAAGUAACAAGGAAUUCAAUAAUGAAGAAAUUGUUAGAAUCAUUUCUACAAGGAGCAUCCCUCAACUCAUAGCAACUCUCAACCGCUACAAGGAUGAUUAUGGCUCUUCAAUUACCAAGCACUUGAGGGAUGAUGCAAAUGCAGCUAAGGAAUACCUAGUAGCACUGCGUACAACAAUCCGAUGCAUUAGUGACCCCCAGAAAUACUAUGAAAAGGUAAUCCGGUAUGCCAUUAACGAGUCUGGGACUGAUGAAGAGUCAGUGACAAGAGUGAUAGUUACAAGGGCAGAGAAGGACUUGAAGGAUAUCAAGGAGCUUUACUACAAGAGAAACAGUGUCACUCUUGAUCAUGCACUCUCCAAGCACACUUCUGGAGAUUACAAGGCUUUCCUUCUCGCUCUUUUGGGAAAUGAUAACUAAUUCAUAUUAAAAAAUUGUCUUUCUGUUUUCUGAGUUUUAAGGUUGGUCUGGUUUGAGUUUGUCGAUCCAAAGAACAAAAUGACUUCGUUGUUGCUAUUUUGUUUUUCUUAAUGUUGUUUUGUGUUACCAAGUACUACUAUUUUUGGUUGCUAUCAAUAUUCUUUUCCGUCGA
Molecule: messenger RNA, 1189 nt
Organism: Nicotiana tabacum (common tobacco)
Lineage: Eukaryota; Viridiplantae; Streptophyta; Magnoliopsida; Solanales; Solanaceae
Product: annexin-like protein RJ4
Biological process (GO): response to salt stress; response to heat; response to water deprivation
Cellular component (GO): plasma membrane; cytoplasm
Molecular function (GO): calcium ion binding; calcium-dependent phospholipid binding; phosphatidylserine binding
Source: RefSeq, a predicted model, not a curated record